Molecule: messenger RNA, 1335 nt
Organism: Mucor velutinosus
Lineage: Eukaryota; Fungi; Mucoromycota; Mucoromycetes; Mucorales; Mucoraceae
Exons: 7
Coding region: 1-1335 (444 amino acids)
Cellular component (GO): Golgi apparatus
Source: RefSeq, a predicted model, not a curated record
AUGAUAGGAACACCAUUUUUGGAGACUACCUCACCGCAAAAGAUUGUACAUCUGAAUGCGUUGACCAUCCUGGCAUCGGCGUGGCUUUCAUUCUUGUCUGGCAUAUUCAACCUGUUGCUUAUCAUUGAAUCCAACAAAUGGAUUGCCAGCAGGUUCGACGAGUUGAAAGAAGAAAACAAGAAUCUACAGAUUGCUUCAACGAGCAUCCUGUUCUUUCUGUCUGUACCUGUCAUCACGUCUGCAUAUAAAACCGCCAAAAUCAUUGGAUGGCAAGUCUACAAAAAGAUUGGCAGUAGUAUCCAGCUCCAACACAUGUAUCACACUGUGCAAUGGUUUGCUUUAUGGCUCAAGAUUGACAUUUACUUUGAAGUUGUUCUGCUCAUCUGCACAGCCAUCGUCACCAAACGUCUGGUAUUCCAGAUUAUCUGUAUUGUUAUGGUGCUGCUUGUAUCUUUAUCACUGAUAUUCUCUAGAAUUGCCAUUACAAAAGAGAGCAAUUGGAUGAUGUUUGUGUUUCUGUUUUUGCAAAUGGUCCUGCUGGCCUGCAAUACGUACAGUCUCAUUGGGUUGUUUGAGUACUCGACGGUUGAUCUCUGGUUUACCGGUAUCGUUUACGAAUUUGCGUCCAUCAUAUGCAUCAUUACUACUAUAUACCUAGCUAUCAAAUGUCAGAUCAACUUUGGUAAAGGCCUUAAACCCUAUGUAUUCUGGAUCCCAUUUCAAGGCACAAAGAGAUUCAUUGAAGAGCCACCGCAUCAUGCAAUUGAAGCCGGUCUCCUCGGUAUAAAGCGCAACGAAGAUCGCAUGCCCAUAGACGAUGAAGACGACGACUGCUAUUACAAUGACUCUUCAAUCACAGAAACCAAGAAAAUGUACAUGAUGAAUCACAAUGACAUGCCCCGUAGAUCAUUAGAAAGGGUGGAUCAUGUCCCAUUCAAUAUCAAAAUGGAACGAUAUGCUGGAAAUACAAAAUUAGACUCCAUCAAGCUUCCAGCAAGCAGCACCAUACAGCCAGUCAGAGUAGCCAUGAAGCCAAUACUGAAAGAUACAAACACAAACAUCACAACAGCCGUCAUCAUCACCUCAAUCAACAGCAGCAAACAGCCGUGGCGAAGUGAAUUUACAUCACCAACACCUGAUACUGGAUCUGUAUCAUCUUCUACUGUCAUAGAGUCUGGUACAGCAACCACAGCAAAUAGCAGUAAUAAUAGCAUCAUUGAGCCUACGGUAUUAGGAAGAGUCAUGCAGCCUAUUGCCAAUUCAAUAGUACCUGAGGGCUUACCUAUGACAGCCACUGCAACUACGAUGACAGCCUCUUCGACCUUGCGCCCUUGA